Messenger RNA from Synchiropus splendidus (mandarinfish), 2239 nucleotides. Its product is annotated as dynein axonemal intermediate chain 1-like. Lineage: Eukaryota; Metazoa; Chordata; Actinopteri; Syngnathiformes; Callionymidae. Bases 278 to 1954 code for a protein of 558 amino acids. Gene Ontology annotation, cellular component: outer dynein arm. Gene Ontology annotation, biological process: cilium movement; outer dynein arm assembly. Gene Ontology annotation, molecular function: dynein heavy chain binding; dynein light chain binding. The transcript has a single exon. The record is from RefSeq and is a predicted model, not a curated record.
UUUCAAGUACAUUCAAGUACUUUCAAGUACAUUCAAGGUCGAUCAAAUGACCUUUUAACUUCUUGGCCUUUGUUUUUUUAAAUCUGGCUUUCAUAUUAGAAAUAUUUUAAAAGUCACUCAGGACAGGUAUAAUUGCUGAGCUCUUGACUGAAGGCCUGAAAAGAUGACUCUCUUUUUACAUAGCCAAUGUUUUUGAACCGCGAAGAGAAAAACAGCAGCAUUUCUUUAGACAGAGUUUCUUACAGCUUAUCCAGCAUAGGUAACACAACUUGUGACGAUGGAGUCGGAUAAUUCUGACAAUGAAGUAGACAAUGCCCAAGCAGAUCAAGAUGCGGAGGGAUUACAAGAAGACGGGGAGAAUGAGAAUCCUGACUCAGAUGCGGAGGGUGAGGAUUCAGACAAGGAAGAAGCAGCGGAAGAUAAGCCGGGUGAUGCUGACUCAGUUGAAAAAGAGCCGCCUCCAGUGAUUGACAGGGCCACUCAAACUCAACAUUUCCCACUGAGAGAGAAGGGCUGCCAAAUAGAGCCUCCUCAGUGCUACACCUUCGCGGCAACUGCAAAUCAGUGGAAAUUUGAGCAUGCAUACAAAAGCUUUCGGAAGAAGCAGAGCGAUAAAGGGAAGCCUAAAUCCAAAGAGCCAGUGAAAGAUGUGGACGCCGUCUUGAAGAAGGGCUAUAAUGCCAACAGAGUGGCCAAAAUAGCCAAGACCAUUGAACGAAUGCUCCACCAGAACACAUUCGAUGACCUCGCGCAGGACUUCAAAUACUAUGAGGAUGCUGCCGAUGAGUUCAGGGGACAAGAAGGUACUCUUCUUCCCUUGUGGAAGUUCCAUUAUAACAAGGCGAAGAGACUUUCUGUCACUGCCCUCUGCUGGAAUAAGAAAUAUAAUGACCUGUUUGGCGUGGGGAUGGGCUCUGAUGACUUCAGUAAACAAGGCAAUGGAAUGCUCAUUUUCUAUACUUUGAAGAACUCCACCUUUCCGGAGUACAUCUUCCCGACGGCGUCCAGUGUCCUGUGCUUGGACAUCCAUGCCCAGAGGUCUUACCUGGUGGCAGUGGGUCUGUAUGAUGGCUAUGUGGCAGUGUACAACUUGCGGAAGAAAGGGACGGACCCUGUGUACAGGAGCACUCCUGAGACUGGGAAGCAUACCGACCCAGUUUGGGAGGUUCGUUGGCAAGCCGACGAUAUGGCCAACAACCCUACUUUCUGCUCUAUAUCCGCUGACGGAAGAGUCGUCUCCUGGACACUGGUGAAGAACGAACUGGCCUAUAGGGACAUUAUCAGGCUUCCAGCAGAUGGCGUUUUUGCCAAAGGCCCUGAGGACGCUGAGACGAUCAGCAACGUUCGUGGCACAUCUUUCGACUUCCACAAGGAAAUUGACAAUUUCUUCCUAGUUGGCACCGAGGAAGGAAAAAUACACAUGUGCUCCAAAAUGUACUCGAGCCAGUUUCUGGAAACCUUUGAGGCACACACGAUGCCGGUGGAUACAAUAAAGUGGAACACCUACCACCCAAAGGUUUUCAUGUCAUGCAGCUCAGACUGGACUAUCAAGAUCUGGGACUACACCAUCAACACACCGAUGCUUACUUUUGACCUGGGUUCUGCCGUCGCUAACGUCGCUUGGGCCCCGUACUCCUCUACUGUGUUUGCCGCCGUCUCAAUCGAUGGCAAAGUCACAGUUUACGAUCUAAGCCUCAAUAAGUACGACCCCCUUUGCCAACAGCAGGUGGUAGCCAAAAAGAUCAAACUGACCUCCAUAGAGUUUAACCCAGUCGAGCCUCUCAUCAUUGUCGGGGAUGAUCGGAGUUAUGUCACCAGCCUCAAACUUUCUCCAAAUCUCAGAAAAGGACCCAAGGGGGAGAAAGGUCAGGAAAUGCCCAAAGGCCCUGAAGCUGAACUUGCCAAGAUGGAGAAGUUACUCAGCUCUCUUAGGGAACAAGAUCAGAACAACUGAGAUGUUAGCAAGACAAACGCGUAUCUUCCUUCAUCUGCGAAUGCAAUUCAGCACUGUCACUGUCCAUCACACCAGAGGGUAGCCACCCAUCACAGAUUCAUACUAGAGCCACCGCCUCCAUGUUGGAAGGUGGCCAUAUAGCUUAAGAAUGCCAGAGGAUACCGAGCAAUAAUGACCAUCUGAAUCACCACUUUUGGUGGAUGUCUGAUUUUGGACAGGACAAGGAAACGUGUCCAGGGAACAAGAAAGACCAAAAGCAUGUAUCCAUAUACUGAAAGUAUUGCA